AUGGAUAAUGAUGGCCGAACACCGUUGUCUCGAGCUGCUGAACGAGGGCAUAUAAAGGUAGUUGAACUACUGAUCAAGGACAAUCGAGUCAACCCAGAUCUAAGGGACAAAGAAGGUCGGACGCCGCUGUCAUGGGCUGUCCAAAGUGGGGACGUGCAAAUUAUGCAAUUACUCCAACGAAAUGGCGCCAGCCCAGAUUUCAAGGAUAGAGACGGUCGGACGCCUUUAUCGCAAGCUGCAGAACAUGGCCAAGAGAUGAUGAUAAAGCACUUACUCGCUCAGAACAGCGUCGAUCCCGACUCUAUUGACAAACAUGGUAGAACUCCUUUAUGGUGGGCUGCAGCAGCUGGGCAUAGCUUAUCGACCAGGUUAUUGCUGGAAAGGCACGAAGUUGACCCAGGUUCAAAGGACGAUAACGGUGGGACCCCACUUUCACGUGCCGUUGAGAAUGGACAUAAAGGCACGAUUCGAGAAUUCAUUGGAAAGGACAAGGUCACGUUAUAUAUGCUGGCAGCAAAGGGGAACCUUACACAUUUACGAAUACUCAUUAAGGAAGGAUACCAAGUCGACACCAGGGGCGUUGAUGGUCAAGCUCCAUUACAUGCUGCGGCUUCAUCAGGCCAUGUCAACAUUACAGAGGAACUCUUGAGCAGGAAAGCACUCAUUAACUGCAAAGACUAUAGUGGGAGGACUCCACUUCAGCUUGCAAUUCAAUAUAGGCACCAAGAAAUCAUUCGUUUACUUCUUGAAAAUUCUGCAAAGACAACCGGUAUCCUUCCUAGUCAAUGGCUUGUUGCAUUCAACCGGGAGGCAUCAGAUAUACUGGAACUAUCGCAAAUAUCACGUGGGAAAAAGAUCGUGCAAUUCAGCCAGGGUAGGCCGCUCCAAUUAUCGAAGUCGACUAGGCGCAUAUCACUUUUCGCGCAUUACUCUAUGUGGUCCAAAUAUUCGACUUGGAAUUUGAACAGUUCUCACCAAUGUCAUAUGGACGUUUCUCUCCAACGUGGUCCAUCAGAAAUGACCUAUAAGAUACAGGGAUGUAAAAACUAUUUGGGUAUCUCCGUUACUGGGUCUUUUCCAACAGAACAGAAAGAACGAUACCAAGAGCAAUCAGUGGAACUUCACUGGGAUAAAUGUGCUAUCGCAUGGACAAUGGUCUGCUCUUCGAAAACGCCUGUUGGCUGGCAAUCGAUGGACCACUUCAGCAUGCUUCCCCACUGUUGGCUUCCGGAGGAUGGGGCCAACUUCUUCGCGCUUUUUGUACAGCAACUCAAGACCAAAUGGCUUAUGUUUUGCACCUCGGCUGAUGAACGCUUGUCUCAACGUCGCCUAGAUCAACUGUGCAGUAAAGGAAAUAGUAUUGAACUAAUACAUUACCUAGCAGAAGAUGCACAGGAAUGGGCCAAGCUUCGAAAAGCCUUAAGAACUCAAGUGCAAGCAGUCAGAGACUUUAUUAGGGACUAUUGCCGCUACUGCGAGCAAGAGUAUUCAAAGACAAUGCGGCUACCCAUAGACCAGUUUGAUACCGAUGUUAACGAAAAGAUCAACCAGCUAGACCAAACUGUAAAGGAUCUCCUACAAUUUGAGUUCGCCUGGGUGUCAAUCAACGAGGCUCACAGAUCGACGAGUAUCGCCACAAGUAUGAAGCGGCUCAGCUGGAUUACGUUUAUCUUUUUGCCUGCUAUGUUUACCUCGAGUCUAUUUGGUAUGAAUGUGGAUAUUCUACAAUCUAAUCCAGACUGGCGUUGGUACUUGCUGUUUAGUGGAGGCUGUCUAAUCCUGACCGUCUUGGUAUGGCUUCUUUCUAGACAUGGCGAGAUUAAGAGAUUCAUUGAGAAGUACCCCAGCAAUCGUUUUCAACGACGGCCAAAUAGCCCGACAGAGCACAAGCAGCGAUUAAAGACAGACCUGCAGAUCUUACCAAUAUACAGUCAAGUGUCAAGAGUUUGGGAUACCCGUGGAAACGCUAGCCG
Messenger RNA from Paraphaeosphaeria sporulosa, 1973 nucleotides. RefSeq names its product ankyrin. NCBI's taxonomy places the organism in Eukaryota, Fungi, Ascomycota, Dothideomycetes, Pleosporales, Didymosphaeriaceae. Gene Ontology annotation, cellular component: cytoplasm; nucleus; membrane. The record is from RefSeq and is a predicted model, not a curated record. The transcript has 8 exons. Gene Ontology annotation, biological process: transmembrane transport; metal ion transport. Gene Ontology annotation, molecular function: metal ion transmembrane transporter activity; protein binding. The annotation marks the transcript as partial.